Messenger RNA from Aspergillus calidoustus, 498 nucleotides. The record is from the annotation of a GenBank genome assembly. NCBI's taxonomy places the organism in Eukaryota, Fungi, Ascomycota, Eurotiomycetes, Eurotiales, Aspergillaceae.
AUGGCUUUGAAGUUUAUGGAGACCGAUGUCUUACGGAGGACCCUUACGAGCAUGGGCCCAAGGUGCUGGCAUAAUGAUUAUGUUACUGUUUCAGAAUUGGCUGCACAUACAGAAACGCUUCUGAACGAAAGUAUUGAUGCGGCAGGAUAUAACGGAGUGGGUCGCGCAGAGAAAAGAAGCACAGAGGAAGCGAUACUCUCAGUCAAAGUCAAUUCUAUUAUACAAUGGGGCAUGAGAAUAGGUCGCAUGAUUAAUGGGCUGUGGUGUGGCCUUGGGGACUGGGCGGGAUUUUUCUUACGGAGCACCAACGAGGUAACAACCACCGGAGGAGGUAGUGACAACAGCGGUUACAAGGUAGACCAAGACCGCUUAGAGGAUUUUACUUCCAAAAAGGCAUUCUGUCAGGAGCUGGAGAAACGUGGACUUCUUAGCGGACUUUGUUCGGGCGAGCCUGAGCAGAUUGGAUUCACAUUUGAUUGGUAUAGACACAGUCUUUGA